UGAUUUUAAUGAAAUUUUGAAUAGAAAUUGUGUACACUUUUUUUCUGAAUAGAAUAGAGAUUGUGAUAAGAACAUGUUCUUAAAGAUAAUAUCGACUAAUUUAAGAGGUUCGAUUUCAACACGCAAUGCCUUGAAUAUUGCAUCGAAUACUCAAUCAUUUCUUGUAACGAACAAGAGAUUGCUUCAGUUAACCACAAUUCGUUGUUCAACCAGGCAAUAUUCAAUCGGAAAACCCACUUCAAUUAUUGGAAAAAUUACGAAUGAAAAUGAGAAUUUAUCACGAGAAGAGAUCCAUAUGCUGAACAAAGAUUCGGACAAUUUUGGAACAUUGUCAUCUUUUACGCCACAAAAUGUAGAAGAACCGGGACCACUAAAGAAAGAACCCAAAAGAAAGCCGGAAUCAAGACGAAAAUUUCCCGGCAAAAAGUGGAGCCAACAAAAUGAAAUCUUAUUAAAACAAGUGAUAAACGAGAAAGGUGUUCACGAAGCGAUUAAAAUUUUUGAAAAUCAAAUGCUGAAAGAAAGAGUUUUACCAGAAACUCGAAUUUUUGAAUGGCUUAUCGACGAAUGUUUACGUAUGAACAUUUAUGAUAAAGCAUUUGAAUUAUACGAACAAAUGAUGAGCCGUACCUUACGAGUUUCUCUAUCGACCAUUGAAAAAUUAACGCUAGCCCACGAAGCAGCUCGAUUGCAUAUUCAAAAAGCACAUACGAUAAGGAAAAUCAUAGCCGCACAACAAGAUAAACCAAACGCAGUCAUUUAUAAUGCAUUGAUUCGAAUUUAUAUUCGAGCCAAUAAAUCGUCAAUUGGCAUUGAUCUGGCCAAUGAAAUGGUACAGUGUGGAUAUUCAUAUGAACUUGAUACGUUGAAUUUAUUACUUGAGGGUUCUGCAUUUCAUGGAAAUGAUGGAUUUGUUCGUAUGAUAGAAUUAUGGCAUGAAAUUGUUCAAUUAAAUUACACACCAAAUGUUCAUACUCUAAAUGCAGUUUUAAACAACAUCCACAUGUGCGAAAUAGGCGAUAUCCAAAAACUCAAAGAGACAGUUAAGUCAAUUUGUUCAAAAUAUGAACAAAUUUCAGACGAAAAAAUUCAAAAUGUUGAGAAGCAAGUUUCGACCGAUGAUGGAAGACCAAAUUUAUUGAAAAAUCCACCAACUAUUGGCCAUCUUUUGCCACUUGAAUAUGUAACUACAGCUGAAAAGCGUCUUCUCCUCCUCGGUGGUUUAUCAGGAAUUUUUACAUUGAUGAGAAUACACAACAUUUCACCAACGCUUGAUACCGUCACAAUACUUUUGAAUCUUAUACCAAAUUCAUUUGUUGCACAACAAAAAGUUAUGCGGUUAUUGAAAAGACACGACAUCCUUCCAAAUGCGGAUAUAUUCAAUAUAUUGCUAACGCAAGUUUGUUUGCGACAAAACUUUAAUGAUGCACAGGAAAUCGUGGAAAUGAUGCGUUCUUUUAAUAUACAGAUGGAUUUAGUAACCUAUGCACUGUUCGCGAUGACCUGUAAAACAGCUGAAGAGGCUAAACAAUUCUUCUAUGAAGCUGAAAACAACAACAUAGAAUAUAAUUCUGAUAUAUUAAAUGCAAUGCUGAAAAAUGCGUGUGCUGCGCAGAAUAAUAAUUAUAUAAUAAGUAUUAUUCGUCAGAUGCAAUCUAAGGAAAUUGAACCGUUGGACGAGUCAGUGGAAAUGGUGGAAGCAUAUCAAAGGCAAAUUUUUCGUGAUAUGCGAGGAAAACGCGUACAUGAUAAACACACCCGAAAUGAAUGCUUCAAGCUAACACGAGAGUGCAAACAAUGGUUAAGACAUUUUCGAUUAGAUAAACGAACGAUCAACAAAAACCGAUUGAUUGAACCAAAAAAAUAUUCGAAAAAGUAUGAACAAAGAAAAAGCAAUGAGUAAAACCAAACAAUUGUCUUAUAAGACAGCAAACAAAAAUGUAACGUUUUUUAUCUAUUUUAACGUUGAAAAAUGUAACGUUUUCACCCAUUUCGGUGGUAAUUUUCGUGUCAAUGGAAAGUUGAUUAUAUGCAUAGUUUCCAAUAAAAUUGUUCAUUUAUUACGUUAA
Molecule: messenger RNA, 2069 nt
Organism: Contarinia nasturtii (swede midge)
Lineage: Eukaryota; Metazoa; Arthropoda; Insecta; Diptera; Cecidomyiidae
Exons: 3
Coding region: 74-1903 (609 amino acids)
Molecular function (GO): protein binding
Source: RefSeq, a predicted model, not a curated record